This is a messenger RNA of Anopheles merus, 1935 nucleotides long. Its product is annotated as chitotriosidase-1. The coding region runs from base 268 to 1839 and encodes 523 amino acids. The transcript is spliced from 4 exons. Gene Ontology annotation, cellular component: extracellular region. Lineage: Eukaryota; Metazoa; Arthropoda; Insecta; Diptera; Culicidae. Gene Ontology annotation, biological process: chitin catabolic process; carbohydrate metabolic process. Gene Ontology annotation, molecular function: chitinase activity; chitin binding. The record is from RefSeq and is a predicted model, not a curated record.
AGUGCGCGUACAAAACCAUGGAAAGCUACACGCCAAUUGCGACCACUUCAAAUCUGUGCGCUGUGAGCACUGGCUUCACCGGGUAAGAAUUGCAGUGCACUUGACGGCCGAUGCCAGUAUCUUCCCGAUAACGACCUGCUUCAGGCUAUAAAAGUGCUGCAUCCUUCCUCAAACACGUAACAGUGCGUUCGUAACCGUAAGUGGGACGCUUUGUGAGGGAUUUGGGACAGCAACAAAACACACGCUUAGACAGUGAAAUAGUGAACAAUGGUGAAAUGGGUCGGUGUGUUAGUGCUAGUUGCAGCUGCUGCAGUAGCCUUCGCGGAUGAACCCCCCAAAGCGGCUGAAGGCAAGAAGGUGGUAUGCUACGUGGGAACGUGGGCCGUCUAUCGGCCCGGCAACGGUCGGUACGACAUCGAGCACAUCGACCCGUCGCUUUGCACCCACCUGAUGUACGGGUUUUUCGGCAUCAACGAGGACGCGACGGUACGCAUCAUCGAUCCGUACCUGGAUCUGGAGGAAAACUGGGGCCGCGGUCACAUCAAGCGGUUCGUGGGGCUGAAGAAUGUGGCGCCGGGGCUGAAGACGCUCGCCGCCAUCGGUGGCUGGAACGAGGGUUCGCGCAAGUUCUCCGCAAUGGCGGCAAGUGGCGAGCUGCGGAAGCGCUUCAUAAGCGACUGCGUUGCGUUCUGCCAGCGGCACGGGUUCGACGGGAUCGAUCUGGACUGGGAGUAUCCGGCCCAGCGGGACGGCAAUCCGCUGAUCGAUCGGGACAACCACGCCCAGCUGGUGGAGGAGAUGCGAGAGGUGUUCGAUCAUUACGGUUUGCUGCUGACUGCGGCCGUCGCUUCGGUGGAGUUUUCGGCCGGCGUAUCGUACGACAUACCGCGCAUUUCGAAGAGCUUCCACUUCCUCAACGUGAUGGUGUACGAUAUGCACGGCGCUUGGGAUAGUUACUGCGGCAUCAACGCUCCACUGUACCGGGGGUCAGCCGACACGACGGACAGGCUGGGCCAGAUGAACGUGAACGCCAGCAUCCAGUUUUGGCUGGCGCAGGGUGCACCGGCCGAGAAGCUGGUGCUUGGCAUUCCCCUGUACGGACGAAGCUUUACGCUGGCCAAUGCGGCCAACACGCAGAUCGGAGCGCCGACGGUCGGUGGCGGGACUGCUGGGCCUUACACGCGCGAACCGGGCGUGAUGGGUUACAACGAGUUUUGCGAGAAGCUGGCCACGGAGGCGUGGGAUUUGCGGUGGAGCGAGGAGCAGCAGGUACCGUACGCGGUGCGCAACAACCAGUGGCUCGGGUACGAUGAUCUUCGAUCGGUUCAGCUGAAGGUAAAGUAUCUGCUGGAUCAAGGUCUGGGCGGUGCCAUGGUUUGGUCCCUGGAGACAGACGACUUCCGUGGAGUGUGCGGUGGUGGACGGUACCCGCUGAUGCACGAAAUUCGUUCGCUCGUUAAUGGUGGUACGCCGAGCACAACGACUCGGCCACCAUCUGUCGCACCGAUCACAACCACUGUCGCACCUGGCACCACAACAACCACUCCUACGGGGGCAGCUCCGGGCACAACGCAGCCUCCAACGAGCGAUGCACCGAAUCACACCACCACCAGCACUACUACGGGGGCAGCUCCGGGCACGACACGGCCACCAUCUGGCGAUGGUCCGUGUGCCGGCGGGCGGAACGGGUUUGUGCCGCAUCCGACCAACUGUGCCCGGUACUACAUCUGCCUCACGGCGGACACAUACUACGAAUUCACUUGCCCGCCGGGGACACUGUUCGAUCCGGUGCUGCACAUCUGCAACUGGGCGGAUCAGGUCAAGUGUCCGAAUGAGUAAUUGAGCAGAUGCUUAGAAUUAGUGACGUUCUCUUGUGUUAAUAAUAUUUAUAAUGAAUUUUUGUGAUAAACUUGGAUGGUCUUGUGUUGCAACAAU